UUUCUCCUGAGACAGCGCGAUGUAAAACCUACGCGUAGUAGACGCGCCAAUGUGGACAUUCAACAGGGUCAGCUCUGUCUCACCUUCACCUUCUACGCCACCCCGAGACAGCGCUUUGCGGCACUCAUUCGUGCCGCCUUCACUUCAGGCAUCAGUCUUGGCUACGAGGAUGUGGUCUCUCAGGUCACAACGGCGGAGAAAUUGACUCAUUUGGUGCGUUUUGGACUUCAAUUGAGCAACUGGAAGCUGCGUAUCAACUCCCUCGAUGGUAGCAGCGACUAG
Dibothriocephalus latus is the source of this 282-nucleotide messenger RNA. The record is from the annotation of a GenBank genome assembly. Lineage: Eukaryota; Metazoa; Platyhelminthes; Cestoda; Diphyllobothriidea; Diphyllobothriidae.